This is a messenger RNA of Glycine soja, 729 nucleotides long. Its product is annotated as 14 kDa proline-rich protein DC2.15-like. The record is from RefSeq and is a predicted model, not a curated record. Lineage: Eukaryota; Viridiplantae; Streptophyta; Magnoliopsida; Fabales; Fabaceae. The coding region runs from base 62 to 457 and encodes 131 amino acids. The transcript has a single exon.
UCUCUGCAAUCUCACACACCAAACCAAAGUAAGAGUGAGCAACUUCCAACACCAUAGUGAAAUGGCUUCCAAGGCUGCACUUCUCUUGUGUUUCAAUGUUCUCUUCUUCACCGUGGUUAGCUCCACAUAUGUGCCAUGCAACCCACCCCCCAAAACUCCAAAACACCCACCUGUCCCAAAGCCACCUUCCCCAAAGCAAGCAAGUUGCCCCAAAGACACUAUUAAGUUUGGUGUGUGUGCUGAUGUGUUAGGUUUGAUCAACGUGCAACUUGGGAAGCCACCAAAGACCCCAUGCUGCAACCUCAUUGAGGGUCUCGCUGAUCUUGAAGCUGCAGUGUGCCUCUGCACUGCUCUCAAAGCUAAUGUGUUGGGCAUCAACCUCAAUGUUCCAGUGAACUUGAGCUUGCUACUCAACUACUGUGGAAAGGGUGUUCCCAAGGGUUUCGUCUGCUAUUAAUGAAUAAACACUUCUAUAAUGUGUAGUUUCCUAAUGUUAAGUAUGUCUCAAGGUUCUAUUUCGCUAUAUUCGUUAUUCAUCAUCCUUUGUACUUUGUACUUUUGUAUUCCGUAUAGCCAACGAACAUUUCGUUCGUAAUUGGUUAUUAUUAUUGUUGUGAUGGUUGAAACUUGAAAGGCUUCGAUCUUUCUUGUAGUCUCACUACUCUUGUGUAUUCUAUGUGAAAAAUUCUACUAAUAAAAACUCUACAUUUAAGCUAAUUAAAGAUGCAA